UUUUAACCUUUGAAAUGGUGUAUAUAGUAAUCAAGAGAUUGGUAAUAAAACAGCAACUCUCACUCAAUCUUUCGAGCUUUGCAGCCAAGUGAAGAACUGACUGAUAACAGUUGUAAUUGCCAGAAAUAAACUACCAAAAGCCAAGGGAUAAAGCUUACCAAGGCAAAAAAAUCAGAGUGGGUACUCUCCAACCCAGAAAAAAUUAAAAGAGAUGUUGGUGGAAACUGUAUCGCACAAAACAGCAAGCCUAAGGUGUCCGGGUGAGAUUUGAAAAGCCAACAGAAAAGAAUUAUUUGCAUCCAUAAUUGCCCCUUAAUCUAUAAGUUAAGCCUAUUUUAGAAUAGAUGUAUAACGAUAAGAACUCCCAGACCUGGACUGACUCAGUUUAUUACCUCCAGCAAGACCACUCAUUGGAUGUGAUUAUCUGUAUCGCUCCUGGAAGAAAGGGAAACUCUCCGAUCUAUGAAAGUUUGAAGUAUUACCUCCAAACAGAGUGAAAUAUUCCGUCACAAGUGAUAUUGGCUGAUACAAUUUCGAAAAACUCAAGAAGUCUAAGGAACAUAAUGAAGAACUUGAUGAUUCAGAUAUGAGCGAAGAUGGGCCACUCUCCGUGGGUAUUCAAGAGCCUGCCUUUGAUGAACAAACCAACGAUGAUUAUUAGCAUGGAUGUUUGUCAUAGAGUCGAAACAAAUAAUAAAUCUGUGCUGAAUUUAGUAGCAUCCAAGGACAAGUACGUCGCUUCGUUUUACAGUGCUUCAGUGUCGCAAGGAGAGGAGCAAAGAAUUGCAUUCUCGAUACAGAAGCUAUUCAUGGAGGCUCUGCAGGAGUUCAACACCAAGAAUGGCUUGUUUCCUCAAAAAAUCAUAAUUUAUAGAGAUGCUGUAUCCGAAGGUCAGUCUGAAGUAACUCUUAGAACAGAAGUACCAGAGCUAGAAAAGGCUAUAAAAAACCUUAAGGAUUCCGGGCAGAUUGAAGAAGAGCCGAGCAUCUUGUUCAUCCUUGCCAACAAGAGAAUUGAGCAAAGAUUUUUCACUCAGGAUAGACGAGGAAAUUUGAAAAAUCCAAGAAGAGGGCUUGUUAUCGAGAGCAAAAUCACAAGAACUGAUAGAUUUGACUUUUAUAUGAUCUCCCAUGCAGGCCCUACAGGUCUGCAGUGACCAGUUAGAUAUGAAGUCAUUAAGAAUACUUUCCAAGACUUGGAUCCGAAGGAUUUGUAUGAUCUUACUAACAUUCUUUGCUAUGAAUUCUACAACCUCCAAGGCACAGUAAGAAUCCCCUCGCCAUUAAUAUACGCCCACACAAUGUGCAACCAAAUCUCCAAAAUAUGCAAUCACCAAGUCGAAGUAUCAGAGACUCCUGAAGCUUUGAAGGAUAAACUUUACUAUAUUUAA
Molecule: messenger RNA, 1391 nt
Organism: Moneuplotes crassus
Lineage: Eukaryota; Ciliophora; Spirotrichea; Euplotida; Euplotidae
Source: the annotation of a GenBank genome assembly